AAAGGACAGACGGGCACGAACAGUUGCUGUAGGAAGGACACAGCGAUGGCGGCGUGCAUACGCCUCGGGCGCGGCGCUCUGACAUUAAUAACAUAUAAUAAAUUACUUUCGCAGAGUAAAUUAGUGACGCAGAGUAAAUAUGUAUUGACCUCGAGCUUCAGAUGUGUGUUUCAGUCUCCGUCAGUUUGUGGUGUCACCCCUCUGAAUGUUCAGAUGCCGGCGCUCUCACCAACCAUGGAGGAAGGAAACAUUGUCAAAUGGCUGAAGAAGGAAGGUGACGAAGUUGCGGCUGGAGACGCUCUCUGUGAAAUUGAGACUGAUAAGGCCAUGGUGGUCUUGGAGUCCAAUGAUGACGGAGUCCUCGCCAAAAUCCUUGUGCAGGAUGGCAGCCAAGGUGUGCGUUUGGGAACUCCCAUCGCUCUGAUGGUUGCUGAAGGUGAAGACUGGAAACAGGUUGAAAUCCCGCCCCUUGACCCCGUAAGACCAGCUUCGGCCCCACCUACUGCAGAAGUCCCGGCCCCUCCUGUGGCCUCGACGCGUCCACCUGGAGCUUCAGCACUGCAGCCGUUGCGUUUGAGUCCGGCUGCCAGACACAUUUUGGACACGCAUGGUUUGGACCCUCAUCUGGUGAAGGCUACAGGCCCACGUGGUCUCACCACUAAAGAAGAUGUUCUGAAGCUGUUGAAUCAGAGGGAUAAAGUCCCAUCAGGCCCCUCUGCUCCAGUCACAGCUGCCCCAACGCCCUCUCCACCUGGUGUCCCCACCACCGGCCGCCCCUCAUACCCACCCGUCUCUGUGCCCGGAAAACCUGGAGCUCCGGGCACGUUCACAGAGAUACCGGCCUCUAACGUCAGAAGAGUCAUCGCUCAGAGACUCACACAGUCUAAGAGCACCAUCCCUCACUCCUACGCUUCAGUGGAAUGUGAUCUCGGCGCUGUCAUGAAGCUCAGAAAACAGCUGGCCAAAGGUUUUGAAGCGGCUGAAACGCCAGGCACUAUAGACUUCUGUACUGAUUUCAGUCAUGUACAGGAGAACAUCAAGGUGUCAGUCAAUGAUUUCAUCAUCAAAGCCGUUGCUGUUACACUCAGAGAGAUGCCUGAGGUGAAUGUGACUUGGUCUGCUGAAGGACCUCAGGCUCUUGACUCUAUCCACAUCUCCAUCGCCGUGGCAACACAGCGUGGCCUCAUCACCCCCAUCAUCAAAGAUGCUGCUAACAAAGGCCUUCAGGAGAUUGCAGCCACUGCAAAGGCUCUGGCUCAGAAAGCACGGGAUGGCAAACUGUUACCAGAGGAGUAUCAGGGAGGGUCAUUCAGUAUCUCUAACCUGGGCAUGUUUGGCAUCAGUGGGUUCAGUGCUGUAAUAAAUCCUCCUCAAGCGUGCAUUUUAGCAGUGGGUGGCACCAGAGCCGAACUGAGGUUGACACCUCAGAACCAGGACAGCUUGACUCCCGUUCUCUGCACCCAACAGCUCAUGACCACCACUUUAUCCAGUGACAGACGGCUAGUAGAUGAUGAUCUUGCCUCACGCUUUCUGGAGAAAUUUCGUGCAAACCUCGAGCGGCCUCAGCAUACGAGUCUACCAUAGAAACAGGAAAACUAUAGAAGCAACACUGAAGGGCUUAGGGUGAAAUAUUCGGAUUUACUGUCCGUAUUUGACAUGAAGUUGUACAUAGUUAUAAAGUUAUUCCAGUUGAGAGAAGCACUUCUCUUUUAAUUCAUGGGACAAUGAAUAACUUUCACUGCAUACUGUACCAUAACAGCUUUUUCUUAUUGGAUAGAGUUCAGUUUCUUAAGCAAAAUUAAAUCUACUGAUAAUUCAAUUCCAUAAUGCCAUCUUAUUUCUGUCUUGAUGCUGCCUUGUUUGCUUUGGCUGACAGUCAAUAAACUUAUCUUCUGCUGUU
Triplophysa rosa is the source of this 1900-nucleotide messenger RNA. RefSeq names its product pyruvate dehydrogenase complex component X (gene pdhx). The transcript has 12 exons. Lineage: Eukaryota; Metazoa; Chordata; Actinopteri; Cypriniformes; Nemacheilidae. Gene Ontology annotation, molecular function: acyltransferase activity. Gene Ontology annotation, biological process: pyruvate decarboxylation to acetyl-CoA. Gene Ontology annotation, cellular component: mitochondrion; pyruvate dehydrogenase complex. The record is from RefSeq and is a predicted model, not a curated record. Bases 46 to 1584 code for a protein of 512 amino acids.